Paramacrobiotus metropolitanus is the source of this 1265-nucleotide messenger RNA. Its product is annotated as methylthioribulose-1-phosphate dehydratase-like. NCBI's taxonomy places the organism in Eukaryota, Metazoa, Tardigrada, Eutardigrada, Parachela, Macrobiotidae. The transcript has 8 exons. Gene Ontology annotation, molecular function: metal ion binding; methylthioribulose 1-phosphate dehydratase activity. The record is from RefSeq and is a predicted model, not a curated record. Gene Ontology annotation, cellular component: cytoplasm. The coding region runs from base 119 to 898 and encodes 259 amino acids.
AGCUGGUUUAGUCACACUUUAAAACAGUUCAAGUGUACAGUGUGCGUUCUACCAACUUAUAUUUUUUCCACAGUUCCUUGCUUUUUUAAUUACCUGACUCUACAGUUUCUAGAAGAUAAUGGAAGAUAGUGAUAAAAACGGCUUUAACGGUACGUGUGCGAAGAAUUUGCAGCCAUGCUCGACUUGCAAUGGACGUGGAAGGGCUGCCACCAGAUCGGAGGAGCAAGAUGAUCCGCGAAUCCUUAUUCCAGAAUUAUGCCGCUUAUUCUACAAUUUGGGAUGGUGCACAGGCACCGGCGGAGGAAUAAGUGUGAAACACAAAGAUUUGAUUUAUAUUGCGCCAUCAGCUGUUCAGAAAGAAAGGAUUCAGCCGGAAGACAUUUUCGUUCAGGAUAUAAAUGGAAAGGAUAUUGAAUUGCCCCCAACCAGUAAAAGGCUUAGAAAGAGCCAGUGCACUCCACUGUUUAUGCUGGCAUAUGUUCACAGAAAGGCUGGAGCUGUGAUUCAUUCCCAUUCGAAACACUCAGUUUAUGCUACACUUGUCUACAAGGGAAAGGAAUUUCGUAUCCGUCACCUGGAAAUGAUCAAGGGAGUGAAAAAGGAUUCCACGGGAAAGUACUAUCGCUAUGACGAAGAGUUGGUUAUUCCGAUUGUGGAAAAUACACCGGAGGAGCGCGAUCUGGAGGACCGUAUGAAUCGUGCAAUGAUGGAUUAUCCAGAUGCAUGUGCUGUUUUGGUGCGGAGACAUGGAUUUUAUGUUUGGGGAGACACGUGGCAGCAAGCAAAAGCGAUGUGCGAGGCUUUGGAUUAUCUCUUUGAAAUCAGCGUUGAAUUGCAUCGACUUGGUAUCGCUCCUGUUGUAGAUGAACUGAGUGUGCCAGAAGAGGCGUAUGUGUGAUUUGUUUGCCUAAAGAGAUAGAAGUAGUGAUAUCACUGAUAUGCUCCCCUGAAUUUAUUCCCACGAUUGCGAUCCAUUCAGAAAUACAGCAAAUAUUAAUGGGAAUUUCGCCAUAAAAUUGAUUUUGAGGCAUCUCCAGUCUUCCUUAUGGUUAGUUUGUUUGAUGGUGUCAAUGAUGUUCAUUGUCUUAGUUCAUCUCGACCUAAAAUGCUUUUUAAGCCUGUACUAUACCUUAAACGAACGAAGAAGUCAUGACUGUGUGUUAUGUUUCUGUUUUCACUUAAGCGAGAACUUUCUUGGUUUUCACCGUACAGCUAAAGCAAAACUAGAUCAGUUUAAAUGUCUGCAUUAUGCAAGUGGCAAAAGC